Cynocephalus volans (Philippine flying lemur) is the source of this 5107-nucleotide messenger RNA. RefSeq names its product SEC63 homolog, protein translocation regulator (gene SEC63). Gene Ontology annotation, cellular component: Sec62/Sec63 complex. Gene Ontology annotation, molecular function: RNA binding; transmembrane protein transporter activity. Lineage: Eukaryota; Metazoa; Chordata; Mammalia; Dermoptera; Cynocephalidae. The transcript is spliced from 21 exons. Bases 121 to 2403 code for a protein of 760 amino acids. Gene Ontology annotation, biological process: SRP-dependent cotranslational protein targeting to membrane; post-translational protein targeting to endoplasmic reticulum membrane. The record is from RefSeq and is a predicted model, not a curated record.
GGGAGGAGAGGCGGCGGCGGCGUCCGAGAUACGCCACACGGCCAGGGGCGUUGGGAGCCCGGGAGCGGAGCGGGGUCGUGGCGGCGGCGGUGAGCAGAGCGAGGAGGAGGAGAGGGUGCCAUGGCAGGGCAGCAGUUCCAGUACGAUGACAGUGGGAACACCUUCUUCUACUUCCUCACCUCCUUCGUGGCGCUCAUCGUGAUCCCGGCCACAUACUACCUUUGGCCCCGAGACCAGAAUGCCGAGCAAAUUCGAUUAAAGAAUAUCAGAAAAGUAUAUGGAAGAUGUAUGUGGUAUCGUUUACGGUUAUUAAAACCCCAGCCAAAUAUUAUUCCUACAGUAAAGAAAAUAGUUCUGCUUGCAGGAUGGGCAUUGUUUUUAUUCCUUGCUUACAAAGUUUCCAAAACAGACCGAGAAUAUCAAGAAUACAAUCCUUAUGAAGUGUUAAAUUUGGAUCCUGGGGCAACAGUAGCAGAAAUUAAGAAACAGUAUCGUUUGCUGUCACUUAAAUAUCAUCCAGAUAAAGGAGGUGAUGAAGUUAUGUUCAUGAGGAUAGCAAAAGCUUAUGCAGCUUUAACUGAUGAAGAGUCCCGGAAAAAUUGGGAAGAAUUUGGAAAUCCAGAUGGGCCUCAAGCUACAAGCUUUGGAAUUGCCCUGCCAGCUUGGAUAGUUGACCAGAAAAAUUCAAUUUUGGUUUUACUUGUGUAUGGGUUGGCAUUUAUGGUUAUCCUUCCAGUUGUUGUGGGCUCUUGGUGGUAUCGCUCAAUACGCUAUAGUGGAGACCAGAUUCUAAUACGCACAACGCAGAUAUAUACAUAUUUUGUUUAUAAAACCCGAAAUAUGGAUAUGAAACGUCUCAUCAUGGUUUUGGCUGGAGCUUCUGAAUUUGAUCCUCAGUAUAAUAAAGAUGCCACAAGCAGACCAACGGAUAAUAUUCUAAUACCGCAGUUAAUCAGAGAAAUUGGCAGCAUUAAUUUAAAGAAGAAUGAGCCUCCACUUACCUGCCCAUAUAGCCUGAAGGCCAGAGUUCUUUUACUGUCUCAUCUUGCUAGAAUGAAAAUUCCUGAGACCCUUGAAGAAGAUCAGCAAUUUAUGUUGAAAAAAUGCCCUGCCCUGCUUCAAGAAAUGGUUAAUGUAAUCUGCCAACUAAUAAUAAUGGCCCGGAGCCGUGAAGAAAGGGAGUUUCGUGCUCCAACUUUGGCAUCCUUAGAAAACUGCAUGAAGCUUUCCCAGAUGGCUGUUCAAGGCCUUCAGCAGUUCAAGUCUCCCCUUUUGCAGCUCCCUCACAUUGAAGAGGACAAUCUUAGAAGGGUUUCUAAUCAUAAAAAGUACAAAAUUAAAACUAUCCAGGAUUUGGUGAGUUUAAAAGAAUCAGAUCGACAUAGUCUAUUGCACUUCCUUGAAGAUGAAAAAUAUGAAGAGGUUAUGGCUGUCCUUGGAAGUUUUCCAUAUGUAACCAUGGAUAUAAAAUCACAGGUAUUGGAUGAUGAAGAUAGUAACAACAUCACAGUAGGAUCCCUAGUUACAGUGUUGGUUAAAUUGACAAGACAAACAAUGGCAGAAGUAUUUGAAAAGGAACAGUCUAUCUGUGCUGCAGAGGAACAGCCAGCAGAAGAUGGGCAGAGUGAUACUAACAAGAACAGGAUGAAAGGUGGAUGGCAACAGAAGAGUAAAGGACCCAAGAAGACGGCUAAAUCAAAAAAAAAGAAACCUUUAAAAAAAAAACCUACACCUGUGCCAUUAUCACAGUCAAAACAACAGAAACAGAAGCAGGCAAAUGGAGUUGUUGGGAGUGAAGCUGUAAUAAAGGAAGAUGAAGAAGAAAUUUCUGACAAAGGCAGUGAUUCUGAAGAAGAAGAAACCAAUAGAGAUUCCCAAAGUGAAAAAGAUGAUGGUAGUGACAGAGAAUCUGAUAGAGAGCAAGACGAAAAACAAAACAAAGAUGAUGAAGCAGAAUGGCAAGAAUUACAACAAAGUAUACAGCGAAAGGAGAGAGCUCUAUUGGAAACCAAAUCAAAGAUAACACAUCCCGUGUAUAGUCUUUACUUUCCUGAGGAAAAACAAGAAUGGUGGUGGCUUUAUAUAGCAGAUAGGAAGGAACAGACCUUAAUAUCUAUGCCAUAUCAUGUGUGUACACUGAAAGAUAUAGAAGAGGUAGAACUGAAAUUUCCUGCACCAGGCAAGCCUGGAAAUUACCAGUAUACAGUAUUCCUGAGAUCAGACUCCUAUAUGGGAUUGGAUCAGAUUAAACCAUUGAAGUUGGAAGUUCAUGAGGCUAAGCCUGUGCCAGAAAAUCACCCACAGUGGGACACAGCAAUAGAAGGGGAUGAAGACCAGGAGGAUAGUGAGGGCUUUGAAGACAGCUUUGAGGAAGAAGAGGAGGAAGAAGAAGACGACGACUAAGCAGUACCAUGAAUGGACCGCAGUGCUGGGAACGUUUGCUGUUUUGGAAUGUGUAAUAAACCAGGAACAGUACAGAACUGAUGAUGGGGGAGGCGUUAGUUUCUUUACUAGAAAUGGGUGCAUAUUAACUAGGCAGUGGUGGUGCCUUGGUACAAUCUGAAAAAUACUUCAGGCUUAUUAAUGCCUUUCAAGUAAGGGAUGGUGCAUUUAUUUCAUCUGCAAGUGAUAAUAAAUCCUUUGUUAUUAUAACUGUCCAGAAGUGUGGGCUAUGUAUUAUCUGAUCAGUUUAUGGUCCCAUAAAAGUAAAGGUACAUGAAAAACAGUCUAUAAGUGAGCAAUUUUCUUUGUUCAGCUUUAGUUUUAGUAAAUAUUAAAGUAUGAUAAACACCACAAAUGUUUUAAGUAACAUCUGCUCAAGUUUUUAAUGUUGCAGUAAGCUCUAUUAUUCAUUUAUUGACAUUUUGCAGUGAUAUAAGAUUAUUUAUAACAGCUCCAUUCAAAGCUUUAAACCUUUUAUUUUUACCUUUAUUGGUCAUAAUUUGGUAUUCUCUCACAUUCCACAUAAGUUAGAGGGCUACGUUUUGGGAUUUUCCUUUUCAUAAUUGCCCAGACUUUUCAAACAGAUUAUAAAAAUGGCUUUUAAUGACUUAAAACAAUUUUAAGCCUUUAUUUUAUCAGACCAAUGCAGGAUAAUUCUUUUGAUAAACUAUAGGUCUAAAAGGGAUCGUGGGACCAUACGUUGUCUGAUGUUGAUGGUUUAUGUAAUUAAACCUUUUUAAAAAGGUUCACUGUAAAAGCUGAACUAUAUCUUAGCUUUUAAUCUACCUGACUCUAUCAGAAUCCUUUUAAGGGAAAUAUAACAUGCAGAGGAGGCAUUUUUUGUAUUCGUUUUGGACUUCUGUUAAUAAAAUAGAAGUUUGACUUGUUUUACGUUUGUAAUGGUGUGUGUCUUUUUACUCCCAGAGAAAGGACAUUAAUAGGGUAAUCCAUUAUUUUAUUUUUCAACUAAAAAUUUAAUAUUGUAUAUUACUGCUGAAGUGACUGCUGUUUUUGUACACUAUUGAAAAACCUAUGAGUGAGAGGGGUUUCUCCUCAUAGUACAACUGGAAGGAUAGUGCUUAUAAAGAGUAGAAAUGUGUACAUGAUGAAUCAUUGAGGUAAGGUGUAUAUUUUUAUUACUAGAUAAGGAAGAAGCAUAAGUCUGUAAUAUUAUAAGACUGAUUGUAAUAAUCCUCUUCUAUCAAAAUCUCCAUAGGCCAAAGUACUGUUGGAAUACUAUUUGUAACCUUGUUUACUUUACAAAAAAGGUUGCCACUUUCCAUGCAGAAUUACCACUGGUAUUUUGUUACUGCAGUAGUUGGAAAUAAAAUUUGAAAGUUACCAAAAACAUGAAUGGUUUUUUGGCUUUAAAUUUAGGAUUUAAUAUUUCCUAUCAAAUGGUCAAAGCAUUGUUUUCAUUGGAACUUGAUGACCAGUUUAGUGAGAUCUUUCCUUGACAGGCAGGGGUGGUGCCACUGAGGGUUUGUUUUGUUUCAUGUUACAUGUAAGAGGGUAGGUUUAAUUUUAAAAUCAGGCCUUGCUGUGAAGCUCCAGUGUUGGUUGAGGCAGCUGCUGGUCACCUAAGUGUGGUGGCAGGGAGUGAUCUGGCUUGUGUCAAGUAAAAGGAGAGGUGAGAGAAAACACUUGUGUGGCAUAAAGUCAAGGAAACUGAGCAAACAAAACAACGAUGUGUAAUAUGCGCAUUUCCUAGUUUUCUUGAAAGGUAUUUUAAAAGACAAGUAUUUAUUUUUCAGUGGUUAUUUUGCCUUAAAAAGGCUUUACAAAAAACAACUGGCUUCUUUCUGGUUUUGAGACUCUGGAGAGGAUGAUUUCACAAUCUAAUAACUCACCACAGUGCUUAAAAAAAACAGCAUCAGUUCAACUUUAGAAAAUUUCACCAAUCUGUUUUCCUUUGCUCUUUGUGUGAUGUGUAUCUGCUUCCCAACCAAAUAAAAUAAACUUUUCUGUAAUAAGUGUUUUAGGCAACCUCUUUCAAUAUUGCAGUAGUGAAAGGAUUGAGCCUUCAGUUUAUGGUUCUCAUCUCGCCAGCAAGUCGCUGAGCUCCACAUCCCGUCUUUCUCCAGAAUAAGAUUGAUAAUUUACCCUUGUUUACAUUUAAUCUAAUGGAAAUUCAUCAACUGAAGUUUGUUUUCUUCCUAUCAAGAAAGUGACAUUUUGUCAACAGGAUAGAUGAAAACAUAUGGUUUUUGUGCAUAUAAAGUGAAAUUGGUUAUUUAUGAAAUAAGUUUAUUUAAAUUGUGUAAUAUUUUUUGUCUUUAAAUUGGUGUAAGGUACUAUUAAAACAAAAUACAGCCUUCCGUGAGGAGACUUAGUUACCAUAAUUGCAAGUUAGCAAUUGUGAGUUUUAGCAUUAUAAAGCUUAAUUGAGGCCCCAAGGUGUUUUCUGUGUGGAUAUUUCAAUCACAAAGUCAGUCAGGUGUUCAUGUCCUUUUUAACUUUUUAAAAAUUUGCGUGAAUGUUUUUUAAAGAUUAAGGAGCACAUCGAAUUAGGUUCUCUGUAUAGAACAAUAACCUGUGCCCUGCUCUACUUCUCCCAGCUUGCACUGAGGGGGUAGAGAAAGAAGGGCCUUCCUGCGUGGCAGGAAGCUCAGGCCCUGGGUGGAAGCAGAGGGGUGUGGAUGCCCAGCAGCUGAUGUGGCAGUGG